UCUCAUCAUCUUCUCUUAUUCUCUUCAUACCAAACAUGACUUUCAACGUUCUUCUCGAGGCUUUCUUCAAGGAUUGCGAGCACAAGUGUGUCGAGGCCAAGCUUUCCACCUUCAUUGCCAACAACGUUGGUGCCCUUGUAUGUUCCGAGAACAUUGUCUACGCCAAUGAGGAGGAUAUGAAGAGACGAUGGGUCAACCUCUUCACCACUGCAUCUGCAAAUGCCGAUGUCACUGCUGUCAUUGACAGAAACAGAGUUCUCUGGUGCGAGAUCUGGAAGACUCACGCUGAGUUGGAGUUGGCCAAGUCCAAGUUUGCCGCCAAGUACCUUGCCAUGAUCCCUACUCACCAUCACCACCACGACUGCAGACGCUGCCCUUAAUUCUGUUUUUUUUUAAACAAAAACAAAAACAAAAACAAAAACAAAAAUUUGUAACUCUCUCUCUUUCCCCCUUUCCCUCUAUCAUUGUACUUCCUUUUUAGUGAAUUAAAUCACAAAUAAAUCAUAGCAUUGUCUAAAUAUCCAAAACCAAAAAAAAAAAA
This is a messenger RNA of Phycomyces blakesleeanus NRRL 1555(-), 541 nucleotides long. RefSeq lists its product as hypothetical. The transcript is spliced from 2 exons. NCBI's taxonomy places the organism in Eukaryota, Fungi, Mucoromycota, Mucoromycetes, Mucorales, Phycomycetaceae. The record is from RefSeq and is a predicted model, not a curated record. Bases 36 to 380 code for a protein of 114 amino acids.